AUGCACAAGAUCUCCAACUUCACGGGCCAGGCCCGUCAUGGUUGGGAGCGAAUGACGCCGACCUUCGGGAUGUCAAGACCUCAUACCGACAUGGCCUUUCGCCGACCACACGGGGCUCCUCCCAUGACGCCGCCGACGAGCAUAGACCCGACCGUCAACCUCUCCUUCAACGUCCCCUUCUCGUCCACCUUGGCCGGCCCCGAUGUCGAGGAUGUGCUCCACGCGAGCCCCAACGCCUUGCAACGCUGGACCUUCCCCGAAGGCACCCCCGAGGGCACCCAGGUACACCAGCUCCCCGUGCACACCAGCAAUGUGGACGGCUUGCGGAGAUUAUGCCGACAGAUCACCGAUUCGAGUGGUGGACGAAUCGAAGCAACGGUGGCCUCCUCCGAGCCGAAGGCCCUGCCCUCGCUCCAACGCCGACCCAACGGCUUGGUGACCAAUGUGUGUGUCACGGGCGACGGCGAGACGGUGCGCAAGAUGCGAGCAAAGAUUUUGAACGAGACCCCGAUCAUGCUGCGCUGCGCAACCGUUGAUGUCGACAUGCACCUGAUUAUGGAUGGCUCUCCGAAGGGCAUCCGAGCGAGCGUCCUCGAGCACAUGGAUACCUUGGCCGCUUACACCGGGACCGAUAUUUUCCUACUGACGCCCAAACUUCACGAUGCCGAUAGUGCGGUGGUUUCCUCCUACGGUUAUGCCUCUGAUAAUGGCCUGGAGCAGCGGUUCCGCGUUGCGAUCUACGGUGACAUGGAAAGCUCCGAGCACGCGAAGACCAGAGUUCUGAUCAUGAUCGAUCAAAUUCUCAAACGCCACGUCGAUGCUAUCAAGCUGGAGCUGACCAUGCACACCUUGGUCUGUGGGCGCACCCGCAAAAAUAUCAAGCUCAUCGAAGCGGCGACCGGAACUGCGAUAUAUUUCCCCCCUCCCUUCCCUCGAAUCUUUGGAUAUACCCCACCAGGUGCGAACCGUCGGAGCGAGGACGAGGUGUACAUCACGGGUGAUACGCCGGAGCAAAUCGCCCGCGCGAAGCAAAAGCUGCGGGAGCUGGUUCUGGGUGUCAAGAUUUACGUGAAGGAUGUUGUUGUCAACUCAAGCAAGAUCGACAAUAUCUUGCUCGAUCGCUUGGACAAGGUCCGCAAGGUUAUGGAAAUGAACGGCUCCUACGUUCUAUUCCCGCAGCUGGGCAGCCAGCGCGGACUGGUUCGCAUUCAAGGCACAGAGGUUCUGCAUGUCGAGCGCACCGUUAGGGAGAUUAUGGCCUUGGCUGGUCAAUUCUACAGCGCCUCGUGGUGGAUUAUCAUGCCCGAUCCUGCCCAAGGUGGUCUUCGCGCACCUUCGACCCCCGAAAUUCGUGCAAUGCUUACCGAUAUCUGCACCAACUCGGAAGCCGAAGUCAGUUUCGAUAACCUGACAUUCACCAUCAACGGUUCCGAUGAUGCUGUCAAGGCUGCCAUGACCGUGGUGAAUCAGAUUCCUUUUGUCACUCGUAGCCAGUACCAGAUGCGUGUCAAGAUUGAGCUGGCCAACGAGCAUAAGGAGUUUGUCAGUGGAAAAAAGAACGGCAAGAUCAACAAGAUCAUGGGCCAGAGCAAUGUCCAAAUUAUCUUCGACGGCUUCAACGAGUACAAUUUUUACAUCGAUGUCUGUGGCAAUCAGUAUGAUUCGACCAAGAAUGGCUUGGACCUUGUUGAACAGGAAAUGCCGGCUUCUAUUUCGUUCCAUGUGCCGGACCAGUACCAUAAGCGCAUUAUCGGAAUCGGUGGACAGCAUAUCCAGCGCAUCAUGAAGAAGUACUCCGUGUUCGUGAAGUUCUCCAACGCCAUGGAUCGAGGCGGCAUGGGCAAGGAGGACGACGACAUCAAGGUCGACAAUGUUAUCUGUCGAACGCCCGCUCGCAACGCCCAGAGUCUGGACCUGGUCAAGCAGGAGAUUAUGGACAUGGUCGAGAAAGUUGAUGCCGAAUAUGUCUCGGAGAGAGUCGUCAUUAACCGACUCUACCACCGCGAACUGUUGGCCCGCAUGACCGAGAUCGAUGAGCUUGAGAAGAAGUGGAACUGCAAGAUUGAAUUUCCUAGCACCGAGCUUGCCAGUGACGUCGUGACCAUUUCUGGCCCCGAGUAUCAGGUCCCCCAGGCUGUUGAUGCCUUGCUGGGAAUGGUCCCGGAGAGUCACGAGCUUCAUUUCCAGAGCUCGGCAGAGCUACGGGAGUACUUCAAAGCCCCCGACUUCCUUGCAGACGUUCGCACCAAGCUCAAGGAGCAGUACGAGGUCGAUAUCAACAUCGAUGCAAAUGCUGAUCUUCCCACUCGGGAGGACGGGUCUUCUUCGCCGGACCCUGCUCCCGAAGAUCGGGUUGUCCUCGGUUACACACGCAACAAUGCCGGCGGUCUCAAGGACGCCAUUGAUUUCAUCAUCUCCCGCCUUGUCGCCCACGGCCUCGAUGCCAAUACGGUCAAGGGAGCGAUCCCGCGCCCCAAGUCGGACUCGUUCGAGGAGUCGCUGCCCUUCUUCGACUCGAAGCUGUUGCAGCAUGCCCCGGCUCCUCUCCUGACCGACUCACCUACACGACCCAGCUUCGCGGACGAGACUAGCGAGCGCGGCUCGAUCUUUGAGCGCCUCCGCAAGCCCGGAAGUAUCUCGUCUUUCUCCUCGUUCAUCGGGCGGAAGAACCACUCGGCCUCGCCGGGUUCUUUCUUCAAACACGCGUCGAGCAACGCCUCCAAGGCGUCGCUCGUUUCGUUGGAAUCGCGGGACAGUGGCUACCGCAACCCUUGGAAUGAUUCCGGGGUGAACCUCCCCGAGGACGAUGUACACGUCCUAGGGAGCUCGCAUAGCCACAAGAGCAGCAACAGCAAUGGCUGGCCCACGCGCUUUGACACCAAGUUUCCUUUCGGUACGGCGCCGGGUGACAUGACGCCCAAGCAUGACCCGCGCGCCUCUUUUGACAGCGGUCGCCCUAGCACUUCGAAUUCUACUUCUGGAUACCCGGCCCCCAUUGGGCCACCGCGUUAA
Penicillium argentinense is the source of this 3012-nucleotide messenger RNA. Its product is annotated as KH domain protein. Gene Ontology annotation, cellular component: cytoplasm; nucleus. The transcript has 6 exons. Lineage: Eukaryota; Fungi; Ascomycota; Eurotiomycetes; Eurotiales; Aspergillaceae. The coding region runs from base 1 to 3012 and encodes 1003 amino acids. The record is from RefSeq and is a predicted model, not a curated record. Gene Ontology annotation, biological process: nuclear division. Gene Ontology annotation, molecular function: mRNA binding.